Molecule: messenger RNA, 2052 nt
Organism: Gambusia affinis (western mosquitofish)
Lineage: Eukaryota; Metazoa; Chordata; Actinopteri; Cyprinodontiformes; Poeciliidae
Gene: sugct
Product: succinyl-CoA:glutarate-CoA transferase
Exons: 14
Coding region: 300-1643 (447 amino acids)
Molecular function (GO): catalytic activity
Source: RefSeq, a predicted model, not a curated record
UCAGAUCAGAUAUAUUUCUAGUAACUGCAGGUUAAAAUGCGGCUACAUCUAAAACUGAACAAGUGAGAUGAUUUUACUCUGUAAAUGUAACUCCGAGUGUUAGGAAAUAUUGAACUUUGAUCCUGAAUCAUUAAGCUUUAUCCGUGAAAUGGACUUUGAAGCGGUUCUGAUAGAAGUUAAACUGUAAACCAUCUAUUAGUUAAAGAUCCAAAACAAUCCCACCUCAUCUGAUUUUACUUUGAAAGUCGGUUACAGGAAGUGAUAGCCUGGUUUCAGGCUGAUGCUAGGAGGUUUAGAAGAUGUCUGAAAGCUUCAGGGCUUUACGCAGCAUCAUGAGGGCUCGGUACCGUUCGGGCUUCAGAGUGCUCAUCCGGCGGAACCAGGCUCCAAAGUAUCCGGGCAGCAGGCGGUGGGGCUCGGACGCAAACUCAGAAUCUGCUCGGCCACUAGAUGGCGUCAGAGUGCUGGAUCUGACCAGGGUUCUGGCUGGUCCGUUUGCCACCAUGAUCCUAGGAGACCUGGGAGCAGAGGUGAUCAAGGUGGAGAGGCCAGGUGGAGGAGACGACACCAGAACCUGGGGCCCGCCGUUUGUCGCCUCAGAGAGCGUCUACUUCCUGAGCGUCAACCGGAACAAGAAGAGCAUCGCAGUGGACCUGAAGCACCGCAGAGGAGCAGAGGUCAUCCAGCAGCUUGCAGGUGUGUGUGACGUCCUGAUGGAGAACUUCCUGCCAGGGAAUCUUCCUCAGUUGGGUUUAGGAUACGCUGAGCUCAGCAGAAUCAACCCAGGCCUCGUCUACUGCUCUGUAUCAGGUUACGGCCAGACAGGCCCUCAGGCCCGGAGUCCAGGCUACGACUCCAUCGCCUCGGCCGUGUCGGGGAUGAUGCACAUCACCGGGCCGGAGGACGGGGAGCCCGUGCGUCCCGGCGUCGCCAUGACGGACCUGGCCACGGGGCUGUACGCGCACGGAGCAGUCAUGGCUGCCUUGCUGCACAGACAGAAGACAGGAAGAGGAAGUCACAUCGACUGCAACCUGCUGUCUGCUCAGGUGUCCUGCCUCAGCCACAUCGCUGCCAACUACCUGAAUGCAGGAAAGGAGGCCAAGCGCUGGGGGACGGCCCACGAGAGCAUCGUACCGUACCAGGGCUUCAGAACCAGAGACGGACACCUGGUUCUGGCUGCAGCCAACGACAGGCAGUUUGUCACGGUGUGCCAGGUUCUGGAGCUGCAGGAUCUCGCUGCCGACCCAAACUACAGAACCAACCAGCUGAGGGUCCAGAACCGGAAGCAGCUGCUGCAGAUUCUGUCCCAGAGGUUCCUGCAGCAGAGCUCUGCUGAUUGGCUGAGGAGGUUCCAGGGCUCAGGUGUUCCGGUCGGACCAAUCAACAGCAUCCAGGAAGUGUUUUCAGAGCCGCAGGUGAAACACAAUGGACUGAUCCAGGAGAUGGAGCAUCCGACGGCGGGACGGAUCACCGUACCGGGUCCAGCUGUGCGCUUCAGCAGCUUCCCCCCGAGCGGGCCGACGCCCCCUCCUUUGAUUGGUCAACACACAAUCCAGGUGCUAAGGGACACCUUGUCCUACAGUGAUGAUGUCAUCAAGGAGCUGCUGGAGUCCAGGGCGGUGGCUCAGAACGAAGUGUUCUGAUUGGCUGAAGAAAGAGAAGCUGCCAAUCAGAGCCUCAGAACCAGAAUGAUGUAAUCAUGAUGUCAUAGACUGUUUAAAGUGUCCAGGGUGAUUUCUGAGUCCUUCACUGUCAGCUACACUUUAUUCUGGAUAUUUAAAGUGUUUUCAGUGUUUUAAUGUUUUAGAAUUAAAAUGUAUUGAUCUGUGACAAUUUGAUCUUAUUAUUAUUAUUAGAAACCUCCAACACAACCAGGAAGUGGCUGCUGGAGGGCAGUAGUUUUGACUUUGGCACUAAUGUCACUCCGUAGAACAGGAGACCUGGGCUACAGGUAGAUGAUCAGGCAGAAAGGUGACACCUAGUGGCAUAAAGGAGGAACUGCAUGAAAUAGAAUAACUGGUCUGGUUCCACAUGUUGGAACAUAAAAUGGUU